Molecule: messenger RNA, 1350 nt
Organism: Closterium sp. Naga37s-1
Lineage: Eukaryota; Viridiplantae; Streptophyta; Zygnematophyceae; Desmidiales; Closteriaceae
Source: the annotation of a GenBank genome assembly
AUGCGCCUUCUGCCUCCCCGCGGAAUUAAAGAUCCCAUCGUCUGCCCCUGUCGCUUCCCGUGCCUCUGUAUUCCCUGCCCCGUGCUUGCGUGUCCUCCGCCCCGUAUCUCCGUGUUUCGCGCCCUUUGCUUCCCUAUUCCUUUUCUCCGAAUCUCCGCGCGCAGCAACGCCACGUCUGCCAAUCUCGUGGGGCCCAUCGACGCGCUCUCCACGCUCGACCAGCUGCAACGCCUCGAUCUGAGUUCCAACAGCGAGGUGAAGGCGCUGCCGCAGUCGUUCACCAAGCUCAAGAAGCUCAGCCACCUCAAUGUGAACGGCUGUUCUAUCAAGGGGCGCAUUCCGGCCUUCCUCGGCCAGCUCACUGCCCUCACAUACCUGAGCAUUGGUGAUAAUUCGUUUGAAGGUGCCUUGCCUUCCAGCCUCGGCAGCCUUGUCAACCUCGUCUUCCUCAACAUCGGUGGAACAGGGGAGGACGGUGUGGGAGGGGCCUUGCCGGCCAGCUUUGCCAAUCUGACGAAGCUCAAAGAGCUCUAUCUGCACAACAACCGCUUCAGUGGGCCGCUGCCGGACUUCAUCGGCUCUUUCACCAAGCUAGAGCAGCUCAUGGUAAGCAAGAACCGCUGGGAGGGUGCCAUUCCCAAGACCUUUUCCAAACUCAAGAAGCUCAGACUCCUCGGGCUGAUGGAGACAUCACUGGAGGGCGAGAUUCCAACGUUCCUGGGCGCACUAGAGCACCUCACAUACCUCUCUCUGUCUGACACGCGGCUGUACGGGGAGGUGCCCAAGGCGCUCAGCGGGCUUGCGAAGCUCAGAGAGCUGUACCUCCAGAACGCACUGUUCUACGGGCCAAUAUCUGGCCUGAGCACCCUCAAGCAGCUCACCCUCAUAGACCUUUCGAGCAACUACUUCUCGGGUCCCAUCCCGGCCUUCCUGCAGCGGGUCAAGAAAGUCAACGCGGCGGACAACUACUUCUCCGGCUCAGCCUCCUCCCUUCCCUGCUCCGACGACUUCUCCCUGGGCGGCAACUGCCUCGUCUCCGUGUCGCCCAAGUGCGGCGAGUCUGCCGCCCAGAAGAGCGCGGCCGAGUGCAACAAGUUCUGUGGGACGGCCACGGCCACGGGGGCGUGCAGCGGCAAGGGCGUGUGCGUGAUGGACGUGGAUCAGUCGCUUGGCUCACAGGCGUUCGUGCCUGCUUGCAAGUGCCAGGCGGGGUUCUGGGCUUCGCACAAGAAGCAGAGAAGAACAACUCUUGAGGCGCCUCAAAAGGCUCCUCAAAAGCCAGGCGGAGUACUGGGCUUGGCACAAGAAGCAGCGCUGCACCAAGAAAAACUCUUGAAUGGCUGCUACUAA